GCAGCGCCGAGGAUGCACUGGAAGCUCAGCUAACGAGAUGCAGUCGAUGAAGGGAACUCUGCUAGUGCUCACGCUGUGCCUAGGCGCUGGCGGCAUCUGGGCCAAGCCCAGCUCCGCGAUCUUUGAGGAUGUAUGGGACGAUCUGAAGGAUGGCGGCAACAGCAUCAUCGAAGGACUUCGGGAAGCCACCAAUGACGGCGCUGCCAUUGGCAAGAAUCUGCUGGACAACCUGAAGAUUACCAACGACAAGUUUUUGGACGAUGUCAGCCAGUUGGGGGAGGAUCUGUCGAAUGCCGUCUCUGAGGCGUUGUCGACAGGCCUUAAGGACCUAUCGCAAGACUUGGCUGGCAAUAUUACUGCCUUCAAGGCAGAGAUCGAUGCCGAAAAGAAUCUCAUCAAGAGAGGGGCUCUGAAAAAUGGAAUAGCCGCACUAGAAGAUCUCAGUUCGGUGGUUAACGAGCUCCAUUCCGGAGUGUCCAACAUAAGCCAGAGGCUCGGUGAAAAAGUGAACAGCCAGUUAAACGAAACACUUAACGAUUUGCUGAGCUGGACAGAGAAGCAACUGGAUCGCGUGGACAACGCCACCGACGGAGUCGGUGUGCCUCAAGCAAACGAACUGAUUACUCAGCUGGUCGAUCGCCACGUCCAGAGUCUGAUCAGCCUUGUGGAGGAGCUGGAGGUUGUGAAGACCCUGUUGGAGCAGAAGUUGAACGACAAAAUCAGCGAAUAUGCCGGCUACGCCAAGGAUCUAAUUGAUGCGAUGAACAAUUGCAGAGGUUUAAGCGUCCUUCGUUGCAGGUCUCGCAUUGAGGAGGCGAUCGAGAAUCUGAGCGAUGCGCGAAACGAGCUCAAGAUCCUGCUGAAGAAGGGCAACGCGUUAAUCGAGGCAGGUGUCUUUGCCAGCGAUUCCAUAGUCGCCCUUAUAAGCCAGUUGGCCAAAGACAAGCUUAAGCUCGAAAAAGAACUAGAGGGAAUCAUCAGAGACAAUCCCGCAAGCACGACAACGAGCGCAAGUCCAACGGCAUCCGAUGGCGCAUCCUCAGCGGAAUCGGACGGCGCAUCAGACGCAGCCUCCAUCUUCGGAGAUAUACUGUCUAGACUCGGUGAUAGAAGCAGGAGUCUCCUCGAGGGCAUCUUUAAUGCAACGCAAAACGGCGCGGCACUGGGCGAAGAUAUUCUUGACGGUCUCAACGAUAAGAAAGCCGCGUUUUUGGCUGAUAUCACGCAAUUGGGAAAGGAUUUGUCGAGUGCAAUCUCCGACGCAUUGAUCACUGGCCUAGCUGACCUGACGACAAACCUGCAGGGCAACAUUACGGAUCUUGAGGGCAAGAUCAAGGGUGAAAAGAAUCUCAUCAAGAAAAAGGCACUAGACAACGGCCUCGCAGCCCUAAAGAAUCUCAAUUCGACGGCUUUCGAGCUACAAUCUGCACUUUCCAACCUGAACAGUAAGCUUGCCGAGGAACUCAGCGACCAGGUCCAGGAAGCCAUUGACGACUUGUUGGCAUGGAAAAUACAGCAGCUGGAACGUGUUAACAAUGCAACCGACGGAGCUGGCCUGCCGCAGGCGACCGGCAUCAUCAACCUGCUAAUCCAGCGCUAUACCCAGAAUCUGCACCGCACCCUACGUAAUUUCGAGCUCCGAAAGAGCCAGUUUGAGAAGCAGGUCAAUGAUAAAAUAAACAAGUACACCCAAAUCGCCAGGGCACUCAUCGACGAAAUGAACCAGUGUCUAAAUGGACCCAUCAGCGCCCUGCGCUGCCGAGCCAACACAGCGGGUUUGACUAGGAAGCUAAACAAUGCACAAAAUGAGCUGAAGAAACUGCUGAGGCAGAGCCAAAAGCUGAUCAAGGCCGGAGUGCACGCCAGUAAAAAUAUUGCCUCCUUGUUGAAGCAGUUGGCCAAGGACAAGCUGAAAUGCGAGAAGGAUCUGGAUGGAAUCAUUGAGGACAACCCAAGCGAAAACGCAACCGAAGCAUCAACAACGCAGCCCGCUGAUGACACAACUAAUGCAGCUGAUGAGACAACUGAUGCAGCUGAUAGCUCAACUAAUGCAGCUGAAAGUUCAACUAAUGCAGCUGAAAGUUCAACUGAUGCAGCUGAAACCUCAACUGAUGCAGCUGAAAGUUCAACUAAUGCAGCUGAAACCUCAACUGAUGCAGCUGAAAGUUCAACUAAUGCAGCUGAAGCCUCAACAGAUGCAGCUGAAAGUUCAACUGAUGCAACUGAUAGCUCAACUAAUGCAGCUGAAGACACAACGAAUCCCGCUGAUGACACAACUGAUGCAGCUGAUGACACAACUGAUGCAGCUGAAACCUCAACUGAUUCAGCUGAAACCUCAACUGAUGCAGCUGAAAGUUCAACUAAUGCAGCUGAAAGUUCAACUAAUCCAGCUGAAAGUUCAACUGAUGCAGCUGAUAGCUCAACUAAUGCAGCUGAUAGCUCAACUAAUGCAGCUGAUGAUACAACGAAUCCUGCUGAUGAUACAACGAAUCCCGCUGAUGACACAACCGAUCCUGCUGAUAGCUCAACUGAUCCCGCUGACGACACAACGCAGUCCGGGGAAUAGCCUUGGACAUAAGCAAAAUUAACAAACAAUCCGACGAACUUUAAGCACUGAUGCACUUCCUUGAAUCGAAGCACUUUAGCGUAAUCCUGGUGGUGGGUCAAUAAACUAAGCACAAUAAAAAGCCUUUACUCAAUGCAAAA
Molecule: messenger RNA, 2706 nt
Organism: Drosophila montana
Lineage: Eukaryota; Metazoa; Arthropoda; Insecta; Diptera; Drosophilidae
Exons: 1
Coding region: 38-2566 (842 amino acids)
Source: RefSeq, a predicted model, not a curated record